This is a messenger RNA of Paecilomyces variotii, 315 nucleotides long. RefSeq lists its product as hypothetical. The record is from RefSeq and is a predicted model, not a curated record. NCBI's taxonomy places the organism in Eukaryota, Fungi, Ascomycota, Eurotiomycetes, Eurotiales, Thermoascaceae. The transcript has 4 exons. The coding region runs from base 1 to 315 and encodes 104 amino acids.
AUGGGUGUUCCCUUCGAAGCGUUGAUCCCCUAUGGGAUCAUCAUCACUGUAGGUGCUGUUCUUCCCGUCAUUCCCACCAGCAGCGUUCAUUCUCGCAGAUGUUUGGCAUCACCGGAGCCGGUCUCACUGCCUCGAAAUACCUCUCGAAUGAGCACAAGAAGGCUAGGUGGAACAGAGAUGCUUGGGACAGGCAAAGUAUUGCAAGAACGAGACUUCAGAAUCACAGGAAGCUUGAGAGCGCAGUCAGGAGUUGCAGAGGCCCCGAAGGGUUUCGAAGUCAGCAACCCGUGGAAGCUGGAGAAGAGAAUUUUCUAG